This is a messenger RNA of Drosophila rhopaloa, 900 nucleotides long. RefSeq lists its product as uncharacterized. Lineage: Eukaryota; Metazoa; Arthropoda; Insecta; Diptera; Drosophilidae. Bases 1 to 900 code for a protein of 299 amino acids. The transcript has a single exon. The record is from RefSeq and is a predicted model, not a curated record.
AUGGCUAAAGAAGGUAGAGUGGGCAAGGACGGUGUUUCCCAACUAUGGGCAAGAGAAGCCCCACCAGGAAGGUGCUCAGGCGAAGAGGCACCCGGUCCGUCGGCAAAGAGAUCGAAGAUCCAGCCGUCGGUCUCCUUUGCCGAGAUUACCAAAGAUCGGGUCCUAUUUGGACUUAUAGACAGGGGAAAUCCGGAGAACAGGAUCCCCAGAAAUAAAUGGAAGGCGGUUGAGUCCAAGCUUUCUCUUAUUUGCCUGCGUAUGGUACGCGAGAAGCCCGGUUCAGCGCCUUGCUGUAUGGACGCGGGCUGGUACCAGGGCAGUGUAAAAGUGGAGGCCUGCGAUAAUCAGCGAUCAGCUGACCGAUACAAACAGGCGGUAGCUCAGCUCGGAGCAGUUUACGAAGGGGCGAAUAUAGUCGCACUAGAUUGGUUUGACGUCCCCAGUAGACCUCGAACCAGAAUUAGGCUCCCAGCAGCAAUCGUAUCACUGGAGGACAUCCUUUAUAUGUUGCAAGAAUGCAACCCACAUCUGCCCACAAAAGACUGGAAAGUCGUUAAGGUGGAGGAGCACGCAGGUGACGCGAACCAAGCGAUCGUGGUGCUGAACAAGGAGUCGGUCGCUCCCAUAGAGGCUGCUCGGGGAACGAUCAACUAUGGUUUCAGUGCCAUACAUGUAAAGAUUUAUAAAGGGGACUCUAAUUCCUCGGGAAGUCCUGCCGGCAACCCAGCGGAGCAGGUGCUUGCGGAGGAAGUGGAGGCCCCUGGUGUGCCGGAGGACGGCUACUCAUCCGACUCGUCGCUGAGCAGAGAGAUGCGAGCGAUGGGACCGGCAAUCGAUGAAAUGGACCUGAGCAAUUCGGAGGCCGCUAAGACUCCUGUAGAUCAACCUACAUCACAGUAA